AUGGGCAAGUGUCGAGGCGACUGGGCGAUUGCAGCGGCAGCGGCCGUGUCGGCGGCACACUGCCUCGUGACGGGCGAGGCCAUCGACCUCUCGGUACAACAAACGCUGAGCUGCACGUACCAAGGCGGCGUCGAUGGCUGCAAAGGAGCCUGGACCACGAUCGAUGGCAUGCAGUGGCUCAUCCGCCAGUCCACCUCGUUGUGCAUGAAGUCGGCGAUCCCAUACACCUCGGGCAAGACGGGGACGGCGCGAUAUUGCAGCGACAACACCAAGUGCGCCGGGUCGAUCUCGCUCCAGGUCGGUGCCGUCGAGGUCACAAGUGGCGAAGCGUCGCUGGGCCUGCAACUCCAAACGCAGCCCGUCACAUCGUACGUCAUGGUCGACAACGACCAAUGGCGACUGUACGCUGGAGGCAUUGUCUCGUAUUGCACGUUGAUGGCCGAUUCCGUGUACCAAGCCGUGCUCGUCGUCGGCUACGGCACCGAGGACUUUGGCUACGGCACGCAUCCCGUCAACUUCUUCAAGGUCCGCAGCAGCUGGGGAACGCAGUGGGGCGAGCGAGGCGACAUUCGGCUCCAGCGCGGCCUUAUUAUCAAUCGCGGCAUCUGCGACGUCGCGAGGUACGUCACGUACCCGACGCUCCUCUCGCCUCAGGCAGCGGUGGAUGGUCAGACAACCUAAGGGUCGAUCUAAAAUACUUGUGUGUGUUCUACGCUGC
Saprolegnia diclina VS20 is the source of this 718-nucleotide messenger RNA. RefSeq lists its product as hypothetical. The record is from RefSeq and is a predicted model, not a curated record. Gene Ontology annotation, molecular function: cysteine-type endopeptidase activity. The transcript has a single exon. Gene Ontology annotation, cellular component: lysosome. The coding region runs from base 1 to 681 and encodes 226 amino acids. NCBI's taxonomy places the organism in Eukaryota, Oomycota, Saprolegniomycetes, Saprolegniales, Saprolegniaceae.